AUGACCGUGGCAGCUCUUAUCAUGCUUGCUUCCUUUACGACGGCGGCUGCUAUAACGCAGACGAGUGGCCACUACAGUACCUUCUCUGGGCCCGUUUCUGGCGCCAUUCGACAGGUGGUGGCUAAUCCACGUGGAGCUGUGGAUUUCGUGGCGAAGCCAGACUACUCGUUCGCGUUCGGCGUCGAGGACCCUGAGUCGGGCAACGCACAGGCGCACGAGGAGCGCCGUGACGGCGGCGUGGUCAAGGGCCAGUACACGCUGCUCGAGCCGGACGGCCGCACGCGCACCGUCGUCUACACCGCCGACCCCGAGCACGGCUUCCGCGCCGACGUCACCUUCAGCGGUACCGCCAUCACGCAGCCUAGCAACGGGGGCAGCAACAACAACAACCACAACUACUACUAUUGA
Schistocerca serialis cubense is the source of this 408-nucleotide messenger RNA. Its product is annotated as cuticle protein 19-like. The record is from RefSeq and is a predicted model, not a curated record. Gene Ontology annotation, cellular component: extracellular matrix. The transcript is spliced from 3 exons. The coding region runs from base 1 to 408 and encodes 135 amino acids. NCBI's taxonomy places the organism in Eukaryota, Metazoa, Arthropoda, Insecta, Orthoptera, Acrididae.